Amoebophrya sp. A25 is the source of this 20378-nucleotide messenger RNA. NCBI's taxonomy places the organism in Eukaryota, Dinophyceae, Syndiniales, Amoebophryaceae. The record is from the annotation of a GenBank genome assembly.
CUGCAGAUAAAACGCUAUUGAUGUGGUGGGCGUCGAAGUGGGACGCACCCCCCGCCGGCUCCUCGGAGGAAAGUGUGCCCGCUUCUUAAGGAUCAUGUGUAAAAAUUCUUGCUAUAUUAACUUCUAAAAAUUCCUUGUGAAAACUCAUGUACUUGUAAAAACUCCUGGGUUCUUCUCUAAUGAUUCCCAGCCGCGGUGUGGCUGAAAGCCUCUCAGGAAGGUGACUUGUUUAACAAGAUCAGCGAAGAGGCGCAGAGGACAACAGCGUUUGCCAAACAGGACGUCUUGGCCAAGCAGGUAACCGCCGCCAUCCCUCGUAUCAGUGAAACUUGGAACCUUUAUGGCUUGAGCUAUGCAUAAUUCAUACUUCUACAACUGGAUCCCUGAAGGGUUUCGCAGUGAAAUUUUAAGCGGUCGUCGGUGAUCUAAUACACUUAAUAAACGUAUCCUUGAAUAUGAAGUCGAAUUGUCAGAAGUUCAUCAUGCUCAACUCGAGAGGCUGCAUCAACCAUGGAAUGACGUAAAGUGAAUUGCAGCAAAAACUACAGUUUAGUGCCAGAUCCUUAUUUUCAUCAGGAUAACAAUAGUCAAAAGGCUCCUGUAGUACUCGAAAACUGAAAAUAACCGAGUUACUGAAUGAAAUAAGGGAGGUAGCUCUGACAGGGCUACAGCUCUUCCUUGUUCAGUAUCUCGCUUAUUGUAAGUAGUUACUCGCUUAUUUCAGUUAUUUUUCGAAUAAAUAGUACUGUAGUGGAACAAACUGCAAGGUCUACUACUUCUAAAAGCUAGCUGUGAGUAUCGUGGAACACUAUGAGAGAUCCAAGGGCAAGGAUGCUCGUGGCUCCUCUUUGCAAGAACGAAUCGGAAAAUCCGCAACUGCACUGCCUGCAGUAGUUAAGGCACCCGCUGAAGCAUCCUCAACAGCAUCCCUCGAUCUUUUUCUACUUGAAAAGGAGGCCAACGAUGCUCCGAGGUAGCUCUAAAGCAGACUUCCCGGAUGGGAUUCACCAGAAACAGUGCGAGGAAGUCUACAAUAGCCAGGAUUUUUGUUAUGGCAAAUAUUAGUCCACCGAAAUACUGAUCUUAGAAAGUCCUAGGUUCAUCUUAUAUAUUAUGGCUCCGUACUUUUUCUAUGUUGCGGCCUCCUUGUAGAAAUAUAAGACAUACGAGGAUGAUCUUCUAUUUAUUGUAGAAAAAGGAAAUAUCUAAGGAUCAAAAGCUUAUUGUUGUAGAAAAAAGUUGUAUAUAAGAAUAAGUAGCGCUAAUCCUGGACAGAAUUUGGUGCCCAGCAUGGUGACCCUGCGGCGAUGGCGAGCAGCCAGAAGGGAGGCACGACCACGUUUUCUGCAGAGCUCGCGACUUUUCUUUUCGAGGCAAAGAAAGUAACCAGAAUCAAAGACUGCUACGGUGAAGAAGAACAAGCAGCGAUUCGAAGCCAGCCGGAGGCCCCUCUGCUCAGCGUUUUGUUUGACUCCUUUUUUUAGGGCUUUCUUACUGCUAACUGAAUUUUUGAAAAUCUUGAGAAGCAAGGACCAGGUUCGUUUGUCGUACGUGGUUUCCUCUUUCAAUGGAAAAAGACCAUGGAUGAUGGUUUGUGCAUCUAUCAGGUGAUCGAGGCUUCCCGUUAUUAGGUUAUACCCUUCCUAGAGGACGAAAAGCGUAGCCAUGAACGUGAUGAUCUGCCUUUAGAAAGCAUCGUCCUCCAUAAGAACGCCAAAGACAGUGUGUUUUUCCUGAGGAGAAUAAUCAACACGAGUCUCGAUUAAGUUCUUCAACAAGGUGAAAUGAGUAUGAGUCACACUAAACACUUCUUAGACACUAAACACUAGCCUCUAAGUUGUACGUUCCAAGUCGCGUCAGUCAAAGGCGAAGUCGGGAGAAGGGGGUGACUCCGAUGACGGCGAUCCUAGUAAUGCACUUCGCCUGUCCCCAGAGAUGAAGCGGUUCUGCCAGCGUUUAACCGCUGUUUCCGCGUUGAAGAGCGCGAUCGAGGAGGGCAGGCGAAAAGGAGAUCUGGUAGCGCUGAGGCUGAUUGGGUGGCACUUGGUCAGCAGGGUGUUCGCAGACAAAAACCAGCGUUUGGGACAUACUCCUUUAUGACAACAGCUGAUGGAGAUGGUGACAAUAGUGUCCGCGUUGAGGUAAAGAGGGCAAUGGUUGUACAGCAUGACGAGCAUGCGUAUAGUGACUUCAGGAGCUACUUCAAGAGCAUGCAGGUUCUUAGAAUCAUACAGGUUCUUACAACCAUAUCAUGAAUGUAAGAAUGUCUCUAACUCCUGCGCAGGUCCAAGUAUCAGCAUUGGAUUUCGCAUUGCAGCCGCGCUAUCUCGAAGGCUGGAGCGGUACGGACGCGAACUCCCGCUCCUACUCGCCUCGGUUGGUGAAUGAUGAUAAGCCUCUCGAAAAUGUCGACGAAAUCAUGAGCACCAAAUUUUUGGCCGAAGCUCCUAUGGGGCGCAGCUUUGUUGGGUACCUGCAGACAGACGCAACGUCGAAGGAGAGGCCAUUGUUACGGCCGCAAGUAUAUCUAUUCUACGUGUAAGAAUCUUCACCGCCCAUGGAGGAGAAUUGAACCAACAACCUCCUGAAUUGCAACCCAGCUGAAGUGGACUUAGCUGUAGUAACUUUUCCUUAGCUGACCUUUUAACAAAUCCUCAAAUUCCUUUAGCUGACCUUCGUAACAAGCUCUUUUCCUGAGUUCCAUUUAACAAACCCUCAAAUUCCAUUAGCUAUCAUAGACUUUUCUUUCUUCGAAUGGUUUCAAUCGAUAGAAACCUCAAGUGAGCUUAGCUGUAGAAGGAACAUUUAUAAUUACUCUCGAGCCUUACCUGAAGUGAACUUAGCUGUAGAAGGCACAUUUAUAAUUACUGGCAGGGCUAACUCACGUAAAAAAUAAGCAUUUUUAAGCACAAAUCACCACAAGGACCAUAUUAAUUUAGCGUACAUCAAUCGCUAAUCUUGCCGGAGCGUGUUGUGGCGAGUUUUUUCGAUUCGGUGAAGAAGUUUGGAGACGCGGAACAUUUUGGCAAUCGGCUUUCUGCCGUUAUCGACGCAGGUGCGUGGUUCAAAGACGCAGCGCCAGCGGAGUGUGCUUGCCAACUUCUAUUAGCGGUGAACAAAUGGAACAGGCUCGGGCCGAACUUCGUACCAGAUCGAAAAAAGUACAUUGGGUUUUACGAAACACGCGCUGGGAAAGAUAUCAGCGCUGUUUAUAAGCUGGAAACCUGCAAAAUCGAAGCGGCAAAGCGACCAUUAUGGCUUUACCUGCUCACACGUCCAAGUUGGAUUUAAUAUUAUAUUACAUGUAAAAGUCAACUUUUUUACGUGUAGAUUUUGAUUUCAUCUAGCAAUUAAAGCUUAGCAAGUUCUUUUUGUCCGUUUCUCGUCAUCACAGUCUGCUGUUGGGAAGAUGAAAUUACACGUUCGUUGCCAGUUGCAGUACAUAGGCGUCUGCUGUUGGGAAGAUGAAAUUUCACGUUCGUUGCCAGUUGCAUCUUCUAACACCUCCAGCCAGCCAGGUCUCCGGCACCAGUGUGGACAUGCUGAAGCAGGCGGGCCUCGACAUCACGGGGACGAUGGCGGAGGCUGACGUGCGAAAUUUGUUCGUGUUUUUCUAUGACCAUCGCCAUAACGUAGGCGCGGAUUGGCCAAACCCGCUAGAUGGAGUGGGCAUCGCCACCUUCGGCCAGAAGACAGACAAGGCUUAAGGCUUGCCCAAAUUCUUUCAACAUCUUAAGUGAAAGCUAGCGUCUUUGGAGCCGGGGUUUGUCAUAGGGAGAGACUUCAUAGGGAAGAGGCCACUCUCUUAGAGACUCAGAUGUGAAUAUCAUUAGAUCACCGCCUCGAAGUCGAACGGCUUAUUACAGAUAUCGAUAACUUCUUCUAAAGAGUACGUUGGGCACAAUCACUAGCCAGGCUACGAGAGUUUCGCACAGCGGGAAGCCACGUCUUUGUCAUCCUGGAAAAGGGGGCCGCAAAAAACAUGGGCAUCACCCACGACACGAAGAAUGAGGACAAAAACGAACACCAUCAACUAAAAGAGAAACUAUGGAAAUACUCGGCUGACAUUCAGGAGGAAGCCGAAAAGCGAAACUACUUCUCUUCGCUGAUGCAACAGCUAAAGUUAAGGGUUACCGCACUGCAUUCUUCACUACCGUCCUUCACUUGUUGUCCAGUAGGAAAAGGGUGAGGGAUGAUCUGAAGAAUGGCAAGCGCAACCUUUAAUCAAAGCGGUGGAAAAAUACCUGAUAAAAUGGUAUCGUGAUCAAGUCCUCCUAGCUGGUGUGGCGUCGCGGCUUUAUCCUGCCGCAAAACAGUCGCGGGAACGGUAUCUUAAGACUUUGUUUUUAGUUUUAGUCCAUCCACACUGCAUCAUCUUUCAUAAUACUACACCACCACUGCUACGAAUAUUGCUAUAAUGACCAUUACCCAUAACCUAAGUACAACCCUAAUAUCGUUUCUUCCUCUAAUAAGCUCAACAGAGAAGCUUGGAAUCCGUUCACUCCGGACCCUCUGGACACUGACCAACCGGAGACGUGUGUGGGGCCAGCUUUAAAGGGCGACGGCGUUGUAUUUUAAGGCCUGCAGCUACUUAUUCUUCUACAUCGGAAGUAAACUGUUUUUCUUUCCUAUGGGCAUCUACUUUUCCUUCUAAAGAAGUAAACUCUUUUUUUUUUGUACAGGGAAUAAAUUGCGGAAAGGAGAACUGUUGGUGCCCCUCUUGUUGAGGAACACCAAGACUUCAUGAACUAAAGGGUUAGCAGUACCCCUGUCUCUAUUUUCCUAUGGUCUACCGACCUGAUUACUUUUCUUUCGUUCCUCUACCUGCUGCAGUUGGUCUUUGUGCUGUAAGAUCAUCCCAAAAUCUAGGACAACACUCACAGGGACAACAUUUACACACUACACAUACCACAUCCAAAGCUGUAGUAAAGAAAAUACAGAUGUUGAGGUCCCCGCGCAGUGUAGGUUUACUAGAUGUAAUGGAGCUGUUGACGCUUGAAGCAUAAAAUCCCACCACACAAAGUAUUGGCGGGAAUGCAUUUCUGUGCUAGAGGUGUACCAGUACCACUCAAGGACCUAAGUUGCAGACUUCUAGCUUUCAUCCCUUCAUGACUCUCCUGUACUCUCUCGAAUGUCAAAGAUUUUUCCUGCGAAGAGAGAGUAGUUCUCUAGUAGUAAUAACCUUAGUUGUUUUCCCUUGGCUCUAUAAUAAAUCCGUGGGUGUCCGUCUAAAAAUAAUGAUCACACUAGCUUUCAUCUCUUCAAGACUCUAAUCUGAUUUGACCUCCCAAGCGGAGAGGAAUUUCCGACAAAAUCAAGAGAACCUCGUGGUCGGCAAAUGGCAGCUAGAAUCACCGGAGUCGCAACAAUCUGCUCUGAAAAUUAAGGUCGUGCCACUUGAGAAUGAGAAGGAUGAAAGGGAAUGUCGAAGGAAAGGGAGUGUGAGAAAAAGAAGGAAGAAAUUCAAUGUCGACUUGCCAUAUGGAAGCCCCCUGCAGCGCAUAAGUCGCUCACGCGGUCCAGUAGAGGGGAGUAGAGGGUGUGUGAUACAUUCAGGAAGUUGUAGUUGACGAUAGUUAGUGUUUGGUAGUCCCUCUGAGGCUACGGACAUUCGCCCGGGUAUACAGGUCAAACUGCGGACGGCGUGCCAACUCCUAUCCUAUCCUAAGCCCUACGGUCCUCGUCAAAAGCGUGUCAGUUCGUCUGGUAGGUGUAGACAUUGGCGGCGUCUUACCGGCUUCUCGUCCAAUAAUGCAAUUUUUUCGAGCGUGUAGACAGUAGAACCCAAAAAAAAACGAACUUCCGGAAGUACUUAUAGCUAGAACAGUUUAUGACACGAAUGGCGGUUGGCACGAAUGACACGGUUGGAACAACCCAACGAAGCCAAAAAGUGCCACGAAUGGCGCGGUUGGCGUUGGCACAAGCGGACAGGGAUAGGGGUGCGAAGGGCUGCAAUUCUACGGAAAGCGCCCCUGCCAUUUUGAAAAUGGUAAGGGAGCUAGCCAGAAACGAAGCCGACUUGGCUGCUCUCUAAAGAGUGCGGACCCUAGUGCGGCUGACCGUCGGAGGGCUGGCCUCUUUCUUGGAACUACCGCGCGGGUCGCGCAAAUUCUGGUGGACUUGCAUGACCCCCGCGGAAUUCCACGAGAGGAAUGCUGCGACAAGGCGGGCGGUUUAGGGUGCGGCCUCCGCCUUAGGGUGCUGGCAGAUUGGUCGCAGGGCGCCCGAGUGGGGUUCUCAAAGUAUGUGCGCAGCAUUCGGAGACAGCGGCAACGCCGCGGGGGAGGUAGCGCCUGAAAGCGCAGGGCGCCCGAAGGGCGCCCCGCUCUCGAAGGUCUGAUAGGUCCACGAAUGGCACGAAUGGCGGAGCACAUUGAAGCCCCGGAUUGGAUGCGUGCCAUUCGUUCCAACCGUUCCAUUCGUGCCAUGCCAACCGGCCCCCAGAAACCUUAUACCCUGUUCUAUUAUACGUCAAGCGUCGAGGACUUGCCGACUUGCCACAAGGGGCCACCAACCUGUUUGAAGGGUGCAGCCGCUCCUGUGGUCAUCAGGCGGCUCUACUUCUAUAAUGUAUUUGCUCGAAUGGAAGAAAAUAAUGUUCUCGUCCAGGAGAGCAAUGCUCUCCAGUCGUCCAGGAGAGCAAUGCUCUCCAGGAGAACACUACUUCUAGUACAUUAUAGAUCAUGUUGGUUACGUUGAACUCUGCCAAGAAGUGCUUGCUUAUUGAAGUUCCUAGUGAAGGAAGGGCAAGGUGGGCACCGUUAGGUUAGUACUACGACAUUCCCUUCCCGUCACGACUCUCAAUCCGUGGCCUCAUUCAAGUAGAGGAAGAGCGAUCAUCCAGAUCCAUUACGAGAGGUUGUAUCAUCUAUUUGAUGUUCUGGUAUAAUGAUUUGGAGAAAGAAGUGUAAAGGUUUGGAGAAAGUGUAGUAGAAAAGGUUUGUUGAUUUUUGUAGUAGAAAAGCUUCUAUUAACUCAGGAGACGUAGGAAGACAUGUAAUAUUAUAAAUAAUGUAAUGUACUAUAAUACUAGACAUGUAAUCCUCUGAGGCGAGCAGGUGCCGGCGGGGCUCGUUGUGCAGGAUCCAUAACCUAACCUAACCUGUAAUAUUAUAAAUAUUGUAAUGUAUAUCUCCUUCAAUUUUUGAUUCUCUACAUUCUUGCAAGGGAGGGACCAGGACUCCUUGACGAUCAUGCAGACGAAAUACAGCAAGAAUUUUGCAAAAGACCUUCUUGUUCUUCUAACAUCGGAGCUGCGGGAGGCGCCUGAAUUCCUGCAAUCCGAGACCAUGUACAAAAUCACAGAGCCAAAGGAACAGUUGAUAGCGGUACAUUUAUAUAUAGAAAGAUGGAGCUUAAGAUGGAGCAGCAGUUUAUAUGUUUUUUGAUUAGCAUGAUUGCAGUUUGCAUCAAACCCAAUUGGUGGGAAAACCCAAAAAAAAAAUUUGCAUCAAUCUACCACGAACCAGCCACUUCUCACCACCUUGCCUCCUUUGCCAGCUUCAGCGUCUUCCGGUUUGGUGGCGCUCUAGGGUACAGGCAAGAAGCGGGAAGGGGUCAGAGGUGGGCGCUUUGAGGCCUUCCCGCCCGGCGGUCCCGCAUCAAAAUUGGGCCCGGGGCUGGGAGGCCCCCAACCUCAAAAAGUUAGAUCGGGGGGGCCUUCAGCCCUGGGCCCUGGGGCAUAUAUUUGAUUAGCACUAGACCGGUUCUUUUGAUUAGCAUGAUUGCAGUUUGCAUCAAACCCAAAAAAAAAAAAUUUCUACCACGAACCAGCCACUUCUCACCACGUGCAGGUCCUUCUUUUUCAUUCGAUGACACGCAGCGCAGUUUUGACGGUGCGUGGCGAAAACAUCCCGAUUCCUGCUCAGUUUGGCCGCGUAGUGGAAAAAUCGACCCCGUUCAAGGCUCUCCUUAUGCUGGCCCUCGAAAUCGAAUAGGAGUUCUUUUUUUGCCUACAACAGUCAGUCCUAUACCAGAUUGCUUGGUUUGUUGAGAUAGUUCUGCAUAUUAGAUGAGUUCCCUUCAGGAAAAAAUGAAAAUCUUGAACCAUCUCCUUCUCUUCCCUCUUGUUAAGCUUACCCCGUGAAGGGGUAUUAAACUAAGUACUAUUAGUACUAUCUACUUGAAAUACUUUCUGUGACAAGGGGUCCUCUUCCUGACGACAAGGCGUCCUCUUCUUCUAAUUUCAGUAUGGCACGCAUGCAAAUGUUGCUCCGAUGGUUCUUGUGGGAGCAGCAACUGAAGAAUUGGGCAACACAAAUGGAAAAACUGGAAACGCAGUUUUUGGGACUCGAAAAAAUAAGUUAUGACCUUGGUUGUGUUUUUGUUGUUUGUUUGGUUGUUCGUCGUGGCCGUGUGCCAGUGUCCUUUCUCUCAAAUGAAAUCUUGGCUAGGAAGGGUUAGUGGGUAUUUGCUGGCUUAUUCUUGACAACUUUAUCAUCUAGCACAGAAUGGAGUCUCCGCGGCUGCGUCUGCAGUAAACAACUCAAUACUUAUGAUCUUUCAGGAGCGCAUCCCUCCUGGGUGGCAGAAGAACAUUGAUCAUGCAGAACAUUGAUCCCACAGGAGAAUAGUGUCGAGACAUAUACUAUGCAUAAAAGCUGACUCUAAUGAAUGGCAUGGCAGAAAAUGCAAAACGCAGGCGGUGAGUGGUGGAACGCAGUGCUAAGGCCCUACCAACCUUCAAUCAUGUUGAGGUAUAGUAUAAGGGUGUGGGUGUUCUCUUGCUCUUCUCAUAUUAUUCGAUUCAAUUUUUUUAGUGUUCUCUUCUGCUCUUUUCGCUAAAUAUAGGCUCCGCGACUACAAUAUCGUCUUGACCUAGGAGGUGGCAUCAAUCCUGAGAAGUUCUUGAUAAGUUUAUUAAGUGUUUUCUUCUAGGAAAUGACGCAGAGCUCUCAAAGUCGAAGAUAAGAUGAGAAGUUACUAGUUCACUAUGAAGAGUUCUGAUCUUCAUCUUAUGGGCCUUUUCUACUUCUCAUCUUAUCCUUAUGGAUUCUAUAGAAGAAUGUUGAGCACUGGACGUGGACGAGCUACUUGUUUGCUACGACUACUAGCUCUAAAAAUUGCACUGGACAUGGACGGGGUGGCAAUCACUCUGAAGCGCUUCGCCAAAGACGCCAUGCGUUUCCACAACGGCUGGUGGCUGUUCCUGCGUAGCGUUAAGGCACGACUUACACGUUCUAGUUAGAAGCCACCAGAAGUAACAAGAUGUCGUGACGUGCACCUGCUAGAAGAAGGCAACUAAUAGAAGAACGCACGUUACUAUACAUAGAAGUCACCUACAAAAAGUCACCAAAGUAACAAGAGAAGUAACAAGAUGUGAAGCGCACCUACUAGGAGAAGAACGCACCUCACCUAGUAAGAGAAGUGACAAAAUAAAGACUGACUCCUGUAGAAGUGCCUCAAAGCAAGGCUCACCUGGUGGAGUCUACACAGUCCUAUGAAAAAAAAGAAAAAAAAAAAAAUGUGAGACCGAAUGAAUGAAUGAGUGGGUGAAUGAAUGAAUGAGUGUCAGCAUCUAAUAUUCAGACGCUGCGCAAAAUGGCGAAAGAUGUCGCUUUAUUGCGGCAAGAGCACUUGCGGAAAUACACCAGCGCUAUCGCAAAGGACGCGGCGGAUGCAAAGAAAAAACCCCUACUGCCCAAGGAGGUGCGCUACCAACGUGCUCUAUGCCUCCACGCCUAAUUUGGAACCCUAGUAAUUUUCAACCCUGAUAGUCUGUCAACCCUAGUAGGAGAGAUCAGCCCUAGGCAAUGCUACUUUCUACUUGUAAACAACACCGAUCAAGAACUGUUCGUUGUCCUAGAAGCGCAGCUACAGAGGCCUGAGUGCUCUAAUUUUGUCGAAUCUGCAAGAUCUUAAGCUUGAGGACGAGGCAGGCACGGGUAAAGCCGAAGUGUGGGAACAGUUAAGGCUUGAGCAAAGGAGACUAUACUCAAGAGACUGAUCAUUUGAUUCUUACGUUUUUUUCUAGUUGAUGUGAGUCUCCACGCCUACUUCUAUGCGAGAGAUUGAUUUAUCUUUAGCAAGGAAUACAUCUGUGUAGUACUAUACAAAACAGUCAGAAGACUUCUUUGAUUUGUCUUCUUGAGCGAUAUCAAUACUCUUGUCCGCAGAUGGCGAUCACAAAUGGGGAUAUCUCAAUCAGGAAAAUGGCUACGUUUAUAUCUUCUAUCUGCGUAGCCAUUUUAUCCCUAUCUUUCUCUCUCUGGCCAUGGAGUUGCUGUCCAUCUGGAUCCAAGGAUAAAUCCUUUCCCAGAUGUGCAGCUACACGAUUCGUCCAGGAAUCCUAAGUGCUGUGCCUGCAGGUAUCAUCGUAGCUCAUCUAAGUAUCAACUUCUACGUAUCUAUUUAUCCACCGACCUCGCUCUAAGAACGAAGGACUUCGAAUACAUCUCGGCCUACGCAAAAAAGAAAGAAGAUGCCGGAGUACUGAUUCUGAGGGUAGAGAGCGGCGGCGACGCUCCGACUGAUUUUACGACGAACUGGAAAGUCUUGGUCUUCGACUUUCAACAUCAUGUGAUGGAAGUCCUCUAUACAAUGAUAUACUAGCCUUAGAUAGCGCCGGCGCUUAGUUAGUUUUAGCAGUUAGCGGGAUACUUCAGAAUACUUGUUGAUAGUUACCUUUUUCUCUUUUAUAUCUUCCUCUGGUCUGUCUUUUUUCUAGUUAGGUCGGCUCCACCACAAAUAUACUAGCCUUAGAUGAGAAAUGCUGACUUUGAAACGUCCUAGUGUUCUGGCUCAAUGAUAUACUUUUUUUGUUUAAAAAAGAUGUAAUGACUUGGUCUUCUUCGGUUCAAAAACAUUAUUUGUUGAGGACGAGCCAGUCUUUACGCUCGCUAAGAACUCCCAAGAAGCAGAAAUGGAGCAGGAGGCUGAACAGGAACAAGAGCAAGAGGAGGAACUCGAAGAGGAAUUGGAGGAAGAUAUGAAAAUGAAGUUGCUACACCGUAGUCGUUGUUGUUGUGACACCGUAGUCGUUGUAGUUGUUACACCGUAGUCGUUGUAGUUGUUACACCGUAGUCGUUGUAGUUGUUACACCGUAGUCGUUGUAGUUGUUACACCGUAGUCGCUGUACCUGAUUUACACUGUAAUGUAGCUACUUUUUUAGCUUAGUUUAAUACACUAGGUAAGAACCUGUAGUGUAGUUUUUUACACUAUCGGACAUUCCUCUUCAUUUACUAGUGUAGUGUAGAAGUUUUUUACACUGUUCCCUUCAGACUACAGAAGUACCUCGAUGGUUCCCAUCCUAUUGAUUCUAUCCUAUCCCCCUGUCAUAGAACAUAUACAAGACCUAAACGGUUCAUUUUUUCGCCCAUUUUUAUGCUAAAUUAGCCUCUCUAAUCAACAUAGGCAAGACCUUGCGUACAUAAUUCCCGACAAAGUGGUGCUCUAUGAGUCGGCGAAAGCAUGGGGCGCGUUCGAUCCACAGGCGAGUGAUUCAGGUGCGAAGGGUGCUUCCUACUUUGGGUCGAAGCAUUUCUGCUAUGGCGGUUGUUGGGUUAUAUUGAAAGAUGAAUAAUGAAUGCAUAAAGGAAAGGGUAUAAUAUCUAGAGACGAUUGUGGAUUUGUUUCUGAAAGGAUUACUUGUUAGCGCAAGCACUUUUUUCAUGUUUGAGUAAACGUAUGUGAGGAAACUUCGUGGUUGUACGAUUGUAACCUUCCAAGGGCCUGAUUAAUGCAUGAGAGCAAGAUUCACUCUUACGACAACCUGUAAGUGUCUAGUUUUUUACAUUCUGAACAGUCACGUAGUAUGGCCGUGACGCCGCGGCAUCCUAUCCUAUGCUAUCCUAUCCUUUUCUGAGGGGCUAGUUAGUUUCUUUCAUUCACUUCUUCUCCAGUACAAGGGUUCGCUAGUAGUUUAUCUAAUUGAUAUUGAUAUAGAUAUUCUUAAAUCUCUAACCUUCUGAGGGAAUGAAAGAGGUGAAGCACUUCUCAGGACUACAACAACCUGACGAUGAGAAAGCACUUUUGACCGAGGUCCUGUCCAGCAUGAUUACCAAGAAGCAAAAACUACUGACUGGAGGCUCUGAUGGUGCGAAUAAAGCUGGUAUUCUUACCAUUUCUUUGUCGUGGUAAGUACUUCAUUUAUAAAAGGUAGACGAGGUGCAUGUCGAGGCGGACGAGACAUGUUAUUGAUGUGAUCGUGCAUUUUCUUGAUGUUAAACUGUUCGUCAAACAUCAAUCUAAGAAACUAUAUAGUAGAGCCGCUUCUUAUACAUUAAGUACAACGAUCUGAAAUCUUAUGUAAUUAACCUCCUUCCAUAGCAGGGCGUUUUUGUUUCCCCCUUAUAUUUUCGUAGAGGUGUGCUGCAAAUCUUGAUUGGCUUUCACCUUUUAGGUGAAGGUUUAGGUCCUGCGACGCUCAAAGCACUAAGUAAAACAACCGGUUAGUUUUCACCUCCACACUCUUAGGCUUAUCCCAUGCAGAAAUAUAUAGUAGAGGAGACUGGUUUGGUCCAUCAAUCGUCCGAUCCAAUUCAAAAAUAGAUCCUGGAGUAACUGGAAUUGCGGACGACAACACGCCCUUUGUGCAUGGGGACACCUUCAUCACUGAAGACGCUGCUCGUGGAUACAAGUGGGAAACUCCUGGUCUUAUGGUGAAAAACUUUUGUCCAAGAUCUAUAUCCAACCUGCCCUAUUAACCUAGUAUCGAAGUGCAGCUAAUUGUUCUACUGUGUCUUCUAUUCUUCAAGAUGAAGAUUCCUAGUACUGUGGUUAGGAUGUGGCUUAUGCUUGUCUUCUAAUCGGCACAAAGGCCCCAUGGAGUCGCCGACGUUAUUUCAACCUUUCGCUGGUUACAAGAGCGCGGUGCCUUUCCAUCACUACGUGGUGAUCGACGCUGCCAAUUACGGCUUGACGUUGUUCUAUUCGAAAACUGGAAAUAGCCGAGUGACUGACUGAAAUACGGGACGCAACUUUUCCUUCAGUAUCUCGGUUAUUCUCGUCUGUUACUUGCUUAUUCCAGUUUGUCGAGUACUUAAUAUUGUAGUUGAUUCCAUGGUCCAUCUUGUUGAAACAAAAGCAUAAGGAUAGGCCUCCUGUUAUUUCUGGACAUGAAAGCAUCUGAAGAAAAGCGAAAACAUCUUCAGCGAAAACAUCUUCCUCUUGUAUUUCUUUCACUGGUCGCGGGACGCUCUACCAACAAGAUGGAGCACACUCCAAAUAAGGGAGCAAGCAAGCUCUAAUCUUGACUACAACAGUCUGAUUCGGAGGUGGACCCUGCUUGUGAAAAGGUUCUCAAGUCUCUCAAGCUUAACGGUCGCUACAUGGUUUUAUGGCAAGGGUGGAACCGGUCAUGAUAAAUCAGGUUCUCCCUACUUCAACCAGUUUGUUUACUUACUUCUUACACUGCUUACCUGCUCCUGCUGUCACUACUUUCUUAAACUAGACUUAACUUGCCUGUACUAGUUGCCAGUACUUAAACUUAACUCAAAUAAAGACUAAAACUCAAAAGACUAAAACUUCUUGACUACUUGUACAGCAUGAUGAUGCUGUAGAAGUAAUCGUCAGAGAAGUUUUCUAAUGUACGUCUACGUGUCUGUGGCGGAGGCUGGCCGUUUCGCCCACACCUUGGAGCACGACAGCACCUUAAAUGGCCGAGCUAGAACAGAUGGUACAACUCAUCUGUCUGACUGAAAAUGAUGAGUUAGAGAUUCUAUCUUCCUUUUUGAGUAGAAAUCUACUCACAUUUUUAAAUAAGUAUUUUAUUAUUUCAUAUCAUCCAUAGAAUGAAUAAUUGUAAUCAAUAUUGUGAAAAACUAAACACAGGUGAAGCAGCGGAGAAGGAUUUCAAGCCACUGUUUUUAUUGGAUAGCGGAGGCUCACUGAUAGCGCCAGCUUCCUCCAAGUGGGUCCACCCUUUUCGUCCGAAUCCUCAUGCUUAUGCAGGUAAGAUCCCUAAGUCCUUCGCGUAGAUCAGGCAAGAACUGUGGUCGCUAGUUGAGGAAAAUCCAUUAUAUAACCCCCGGUAAGGUCGCUCUCCCCUGGAGGUACUUUCCUACUGGAUUGCCUCACAAGUAGACGCUAAUAAAUAGCUACAUAAGAGGCACCAUGACAUGACAUAAUCGAAGUUACGGAUUAGCGUCAGCUUUCUUCAUCACGACAUUCGUGUGUGGGAGUCCAAAUGCGUUGUUCAAAUAGUUCAAAUCUUAGAUCUACUCUCAGGUGCUACUCUCUCGGACAGUGGUCCUUCGAAACAAGCAGUUUUGCUGGCAAGGGACCUAGGACCUGUUCUGGUGCAAGGGAACUUCUUACGCGGUGACCUGCGCUCCUUCGAAGUGGCUGCGGUUGUUUUCUUAAGGGCGGAUGAGUGAUGAGGUUGAUAUUCAUAAUUAAUCCACAUGACACCAAUAAUGAAAUGGAAUAUAUUGAGAAAAUCCACAGGACACCAAUGAUGAAAAGAAAAAUUGACGUAACAGAGGUGUGCUACUUGAAUAAAAACUCUGUCUAAAAAUUGAUAUUUAUGGCAGUCUGCACUGAACUUUGUGCGAGAAUAACUGUAUUGUAUUGUACCUCUAAUUCUCAAGCACUUAGAGUUCUUCGUCCUCUAUGGAGCGAUCAUGAAGCUCACUGGGCGCGAGACUGAAAGUACAACUUCCAGUGGAGACGCGGCGGCGCCACCAGUCGAAGGCGGUCCUGCAGACGGUGCGGCGGCAGGGGCAGUAGGUGCAGGCGGUGCUGGAGGUGCGGGAGAUGCAAAACUAGUAGCUGCAGAGGCUUCUGGCGGUGCGGCCGCGGCGGCACCUGAUGGAGGCGGCGGAGGGCUUGCACAGGAGGACGUCACUGGCACUGAGACACCGGCUGAUCAUCCUGCGGGUGUAGCUGAUGAUGCGGCGGGAGAUCUAGCACCUCCUGCUGGUGGUGAUUUCGGUGCUGGUGACGCUGCUGGUGUCGGUGCUGGUGGUGCGGCGGCAGAACCUCCAGGUCCACUGCAGCAAGGUGGUGCUGAGGCUGCAAACGCUGGGUCUUUUCUUACGACCAGCGCAGGUGGAGCAGCAGGACCACCUACGCGUCGUGCGCCUAGACAAGGUACUAGACAUUGAUCCUUCUAAUCAACAAUUUGAAUUUGAACCUUUUAGUUUUAAUCACUCGUCCAUCUGACUGUGACAUUUUUUACCAUCAGUCUCUUACUCUUCUCUAUCUCUGUGAUACUGCAGGAGGAGCAGACGGACAAGCACAAGAAUCAGCAGCAUCAGAAGAGCGAACUGCAACCGAGGAACUCAUGGUCACCGACUAUUGUCAGCCUGUUAUCAACAGCUACGUGCAAUUUUUGACCGGUGUGGAUACGGAGACUGGAAUGCUGCAGCCUCCCGAUGCGGAACGGGUGUUAAGGCACGCUAGUGGAUCAUUUGAUAUCUCUCUCGCAUUUAUUCGUAGCUAUUCCUUCACGAUUUCGUCAACCAUUUCUGUUUGUUCUUGACAUCCUCAGUCUAGAAGUUUUGAUGUCAUCCGUCUAGAGAAUUUGUCCAAUCUCUAACCAUCAAAGCUGCAACCUUGUACACGAAUCCCAUGGAGAAGAUAUUCCAGUACCUGAUCGGCGGCAUAGAUGAGUCGGAUGCAAUGCUUUCGCGACUGGGAGUUUUGUACUUAUGAUAGUGCAGAUACUGCUUCUAUACUGUACGUAAAUUGAAGAUCUUUAUUUCGAAACUACUGUGGAUACAAUCAGUUUCUUUCUUUGAAGUAAAAUCGUUUCUUGAAUUCUAAGGCCAAUGAGAUUGUAUUUCGAAACUACAACAUGAUGUACAUGACGAUCGACUAGAAGUGCACGACCAUCGCCUUUCUUGGAGAUUCGGAAAUGUUUUUUUUGAUUUUCCUAAGACAUCCGGACGACACUACUGCGUUGUCACAGGGGUCUACGGGUGAUGUUUUUUCGGCCCGGCUGCGACUGUUGGGACAGUUAUGGACAGGUUUUUUGUUCUUCUUGACCACUACGAAUGUAGUUUGAUGUUAGAAGUGGUUGUAAAAGGGACAAGAGCUGCGAUCAUCAUGGCCCUCGCAAUACAACUGAGUCAGUGUUGACCAAAGAUCAGUAAGUAAAAAGACUAAGAUUACAAAAGGAAAUAACUGAAAAAUCAGAGCAGUUUAUAGCACGCGUGGAGUAUGGAGUAGCAUGGAGUGCGUGGAGCGCAGAUCUCUAAGGAACCUCGUAAGUUACUCUGUGAAAUAAAAUGAUACCCAUAUUACCCAUUCUUUCUAAACCAUAUCGCCUAUGAGCUCGAGGACAGUGGUCAGACGGCCUCACCAGCUAGGCAACUGGCUCCACCGUCGGAAAAUGCGGAGGAGGAUGCGGGUAAGUAACCGUUUGCUAACAUAUUCAUCUUGUUAUGGCUGGCUCAAUGUUAUUGUUGCUCAUAAUAGAUCAUGUCCUCCUCAUCUCUUAAUGCUGGACAACAGGUAUUACCGCACACACGACAUUGACGAAGUACCUGACGAUUACACACGGCUUCGAUGAGGCGCGUUGGGGCCAUUCGGUAUGCUUUGGCCCGAAACCCCAAGCGGAAGUUAAGAAGGCCUUGUUAUAGUAAAAAAACUCUAACUCUUCGAAGAUCUUAUUUCUAUCACUACCUGUAAGUUGUAAAAAGAAUAUCUUUCUUUUGGUCUACUUCCUCGGUCUAUCUCGUUCUAUCACUACUUAGGUAGUACACCUAUCUCACGCUUGGAGAUGAUGAACGUCUUUUUUACUAAACUAUAGUAUUCUGGCUCCAGAAGUGUCGUAAAGGUACAGGGAACAAGAUUCCAGAAGUUUUUUUAUCAUGAUCGUGCAUCUAUUUCCUUCUAGCAGAUGUUCUUCUAAAAACGCACCAGCGGCUAAUGGAGGAGACGCCACACCUCUGACGGAGAAGGAAGCUGCAUUGCUCAUCAAGUUAAGCUUCGUAGCCACCAACGAUUAGAAGUAGUGCUGGUACUCAAGACGCCAUGAUGGGAUAACAAAACGUAAAGUUGUAGUACUAGCCAGAACCAUUUCUAGCAGCUCAAGCUCUGUAGCUCCUCUCUAAUUAAUGAGCGAGCUGGUGAGAUGUUUCGGGACAUUUCGUUUUACAAGAAGGCGAUGAAGCAAGUCGAAAAACUGUCCUACACCAAUCCACCUCCAGCUGAAGCCAAGAACAAGGGAAAAACCUUAUGAAGAGCAACUACUGCUUAGUUUUCCCUCAACAUAUUUAUAUUGCUUUUAGCAUUACUGUUAGUGUAGUCCCUUUAAUAUCCAAUAUGAAGAACAACGAGGGCAAGAAGUAGAAUCAGAGAUACGCUCUACUUUCAUUAUAUCUAUCAGAGAUACAAUUCUGUAUUUACCUACUAUCCUUCCUUUUUCUUUUCCUAGUUAGUUUGGCUCCACCCGUAUGUUCUAUCAGAGAUACAUUCUACUUUCAUUAUAUCUAGUUGAUCCUGUUUUUAUGUGCCUCUAAUCCCUUUGGAGGAGGAGUUGAUGGAUCAGCUUGCGGAAAAGCAGGAAGCGCGUUUGCGUUUGCAGGCAGCGGAAGAUUAAGGCACAUUGAAAAACAAAUGCAGCUGCAGGAUCAUUGAAAAACCCAUUCGAAUGGUGCCGUUCCUACCGUACCAUAGUGAGGCUCGCAGAUGAACCCCUCCAACUCAUGUUUUAAGAGGAGCACUAAGCUCAAAAAUAUGCACGAACGUCGAUAAAUCCUAUCGGAACCCAUUCGAAUGCCGUUCGUAGCGUAUCAGUUAGUAGAAAACUUGUUUAUGAGGGGUCGUGGCUGAGAACAGUUUCUCCAGGUGUGCCUCUGCUUACCCUAUUACCCCUGACCCUAAACCCUUCUAACCUACAGCGGAAGCCAUGACGUUGCAAGCUUUGAGUGACGGUGGCGGUGCGGGUGACGAUACAAAGGCUGCUGGGGACAUCAAGCUGACGGAGAUAGUACAGGAUGAAGAUGAGCGCCUUAAGGCAAACCUUAACCUUUUAGUCUACUAGAUGAGGACCACAUGAUGAUCCUGUUCGCUACUUCAUGAAUACUUACUUACACUCACAUGAUCACGGAAUUUCACACAUUAUCAUACUUAUAAUUAAUUACACACAGUUGUAGGCUUGGCCUUUUAGUAGAUUGAUGAGGACAUUGAGGACCUCAUCAUAGCAUAUCUUAACCUUUUGGUAGAUGAGGACAUGAUCAGGGGGACAUCAACUAUCAUGCCCAGUAGUUUGUCGUCCGCAUCUUCAGUUCUAAUGAAACCGAGGGAAGUGAAGAUGCGGACGACAAACUGCUGGAGAUCAGUACGAUCGCGGAGGUGGCAGCUGCCGAUGCAAGGAAAAACUUCGUAAAAGAAGGAAGAAGGGUCCCAAAUUAUGGCGACACACACGACUAUAUUAAUUAUUGUUAGUAUUUGAUGAUUGUUCUUGUGCAUUUUGUCAAUGAUCAUUUUGCCAAUGACCUGAGGCGCAACUUCUGUGCAAUAUUAAAUAUUGUGUCCUAGGUACUUGUAUACCCUUUACCUAACCUUACCUUUUUCCUAGUUAGCUUGGCUCCACCCGUAAUAUUGUGUCCUAGGAGGUACUAGUCUUGUAGGAACUGCGACGGGGACACACACACAUGGCAAAAUGAUCAUUGACAAAAUGCACAAGAACAAUCAAUUAAUUAGCUGAUUGUUCUUGUGCAUUUUGUCAAUGAUCAUUUUGCCAAUGACCUGAGACGGCGCCAUGAUGAUGAUGAUGAGACGCCUAAGAUGUUUUCUUUUCCGUGGUCGUGUUGUUACCUCUGUUGUUUUGCUUAACCUGUUUUUCUCUACAAAAGAUGGAUCCUCCCGGCUGCAGCAGCGUUGGUCGUGGAUUAGUAGAGUAGUGUUCUCAGAAGUCCUUACAUACAUCUAAUACGUUGCGAAGGCGACAGGAGCGGCUGGGCCCUCGUCGUCGUCCUGCUGCUAGAGCGACUCAGCGAACUAGUGUUCGCGUCUUUUUCAAAGACAAAAACUGGAAAAGGAAUGUGGUUAACGGGAGGUUAACUUAAGGUCAGCUUUUUUUCUCUAUCCUUUUCGGCAUCUUCGUACCCUUUUGCCCCAGUCAGUGUCGUAUUCUCAUGAAAUACUACAAGACGGGGAGACGCAAAGGGGUCGAGAUGAGAGGAGGACCGAGAUGAAAAAAGAAAGGCGCUAAUUUAACAGAGGAGGAAUAUGGAGGUUGGGGCGGGAGUAGUAUGGCGACCGCAUCAUGUACACUUUGUAUCAGGAAGAUGUUUUAAAUAGUCACAUUCACGGUAUACGGACUCAGGAGAAAGAUGUUUUGGAUAUUCACUGGAUGUUAAAGUUGUAGAUUGUUAAAUUAGAAGAAAUGAGCAGACAUUUGAUCAUCGAACGGGAAGAUGCGUUCGUGUUGAGCACACAGGAAAAGGAAAAUGCUUUGUUCAACAACGUAAGAAGAUGAAAGUUUACUUGUACAAUUCCAAGAACGAUAAUUGUCGUAGACACCUGUUUACAAACUCUACACAAUCUAGAAAUAUGAACAAGUAGUAGAUCAUAAGAACAACAGAACAAAAGUUAGAUUUUUGAUCGAGGUUAAUAGACUGAGAGAAAAAAGGUGUUGAAUAUCAAUAUUCUGCUUACUUACACAAUUGUAGAAGUCAUUCGAAAAGAAGUAGAUAGUGGAAUUAGCAUUCGGCUGCGCAAAGUCGUUGCUGGAUGUUGUAGGAGCCUCUUGAUUAAGACCCGAUCCUUGAUUCGAUUUUCAGAUAUCCGAUCUCCAAUGUGUUACGCGUCAUCAAAAUUAUUUAAAUCAGAAGUUGCAGAUAUGGAAAAAACGUACAAGCAAUUAAGGUACAGAUUGAUAGAGUUGGAAGAUUCAUUCCUAGUAGUUCUAAGAUUCCUAGAAAUACAAGAUAUACCAGACAUCUGAAAUCUCAAGUUGUUUCUUUGAUGUCAUUGACUCAAGUGUUAUUCAGGAAAGCAGGACUAUGAUGUGUAUCCAAAUCCAUGUACAAGAUUUAGCUUAUGUGAUGUGCUGAGAAAGCAAAAGUUGAUGUAGGCUCAAUGAGGCCUGCAGUAUCGGCAUUUUACAGGUUUCUCCACAUUGACGCGGUGACUAUGAGUGGCUGCAUGUGGCCACCUUUGAUACAACGAACUAGAUGGACAACGAGGUCAAUCCACAACUCCGCAUUGAUUCUCUCAAGAUGGAUUAAAAAACAGUGUCACCGAGUAAGUAUGUAACUGUACAGAUAAUCUCUUGUCCGGAGUUUUGGCCAUAUCAUGUUUUUUAAUAGCCGGCGAUAUCAUGUGCAUGUGUAAUUAUUACAACAACUCUUGACUACUUGUUUAACCGGUAUUAAUAUGUGCACCAUAUGUAUGUGCAUACCAUUCCUGUUGAAACAGUAGUUGUGCCAAUGUGCAUACAGCAUCUGGUCAAAUUCUCCAGUGAGUCCUCUAGACACAUUGAAGAU